Molecule: messenger RNA, 1330 nt
Organism: Perognathus longimembris pacificus (Pacific pocket mouse)
Lineage: Eukaryota; Metazoa; Chordata; Mammalia; Rodentia; Heteromyidae
Gene: Tifa
Product: TRAF interacting protein with forkhead associated domain
Exons: 2
Coding region: 142-708 (188 amino acids)
Biological process (GO): canonical NF-kappaB signal transduction
Molecular function (GO): protein binding
Source: RefSeq, a predicted model, not a curated record
GCCCAGCCCGGGUAGAAGCUGCAGCGCCCUCGCCGAGCGCGGUGCGGAUCUCGGGGUCUCCGGGUCUGCCUCCUCCGAGCCCUCGAAGCGAAGCUGUCCGGGAAGGCUCGCGGGUUCGCAAACUCCCAGGCUGAGCCCAUCAUGUCUAAUUUUGAAGACGCUGACACAGAAGAGACAUUAACUUGUCUCCGGAUGACUGUUUACCAUCCUGGCCAGGAGGGUGGAAUAUUUCAAUCAAUAAAGUUUAACAACAGAGAGAAACUCCCCUCUAGCCAAGUGGUGAAGGUUGGACGGAAUUCCAGUAUCUGUCAUUAUACUUUUCAGGACAGACAGGUUUCCCGAGUCCAGUUCUCUGUGCAAGCAUUUAAACAAUGGAACAGCUCAGUCCUCUCCUUUGAAAUAAAAAAUAUGAGUAGGAGGACCAACCUGAUGGUGGACAGCCAGGAGCUGGGAUACCUCAAUAAAAUAGACCUGCCCUACAAGUGCAUGGUCCGAUUUGGUGAGUAUCAGUUCCUUCUGGAGAAGGAAGAUGGAGAGUCCAUAGAAUAUUUUGAAACUCAAUUUAUUUUGUCUCCAAGAUCACUCUUGCAAGAAAACAACUGGCCAACACAGAAUCCCAUCCCCGAGGAUGGUGGUUAUUCAUCCUUUUCCACGCAAAGCGCUUCUCCCACAGAGAUGGAUGAAAAUGAACUGUGGAUGCAAGCCUAAGAAGAGGAAUGUGUAGAGUGAAGUGUGUAUAAGUGCUUGCUAGGUAGAUUUUCUACGAAUCGGAGUUCCCUAGUGUCGUAUGGAAGUCAUUGGCUAUGACUUCAUUUGGGAUUUGGUAUUAUCAGCCUUCAAAAGACUGUAAAGGAGACUGUAAGUGGUGGAGUGAACUGUGGCCUUCCUGAGCCUGUAAAGAAUUAAGCGUAUGCCUGCGAGGGUUCAGGCCUAAAGAUAACCUUGGUGAUGAGACCAUGUUUGGUUUUCUGCCUGAUUGAAGCCCUGUGUUCUGCUUUUAUAAGGAACUGUCUCUAAGUUCGAUCAUUUUUUACUGUAUUCAUUCAUUUUCAAGGCAAAGUCUUCAGGCAAGGAGUCAGUGUGGCUGCAUUGUGUUAGAACUUGCCAGAAUCACAAUACUACAUCAUUGUAGCAGAGUACUGGAGUACUUGAGAGUACAGUCUGGGGUACUGUGUGCAUGCCAUGUGACUUACUUAUGAUUAGUACUCAAGAAAGACUUGAGAAAAACUACCUUGCUUUUCUUUCUGUGGAAUAUUUAUUCCUAAAAUGGUUGUUAUGUAUUUCAGCAAUAUAGACACUUUGUAAAGAACCAUCUUGUUUACGAUAUAUA